UUUGAUUUGGCGUCCAGUUUUGUAAUAGAUUACAUGCACUGUGUACUGCUAGGGGUAGUGAAAAUGCUAAUGGCCACCUGGUUUGACAGUAAGUAUCAUGCAGAGCCAUGGUAUCUCGGACGACAGUUGAAAACAAUUGACGAGAGGCUGCUGGCCAUCCAGCCACCCGAUUUUAUCACUAGAACGCCGCGCUCUGUCAGGCAUAGAAUGUAUUGGAAAGCAAGUGAGUUCAGGGCAUGGCUACUUUUUUAUUCUAUUCCAGUACUUUCUGGCAUUCUUCCACUGGCUCAUCUGCAACAUUUUGUCCUCCUCGUCUCCGCCAUCCAUAUGCUGUUGAAGCAGUCUGUGAGACGUCACGAAAUUGAUCUGGCCGAAACUUUUCUUAGUCGCUUUGUUGAAGAGUCCGCAUCACUUUAUGGACCACAGUUUUUAACUUUCAACAUGCACCAGUUAACACAUCUCGGUCUUUCUGUAAGACGUUGGGGCCCCCUCUGGGCAACGUCUGCAUUUCUUUUUGAAGAUAGAAAUGGUGAACUAGUUAGAGUUAUCCAAGGCACCAGGGCAAUCGAUAAGCAACUUGCUACUCUUGUCGGGAUCGGAAAUGCACUUAACUCAAUUGAGCGACGCAUGGAUAAGGGCUCUACUGCAUUUUCUGUCUUGAACAGAAUUCGGAAUGUUCGUUUUCCAAAACAGACUACAGACGGAUCUGUAAAACUCGAUGGACGCCCAUGUCAAGCGAACAGAAAGAUAGCAAGUUUCUUAUCGACCCAGUCUAUGUUCGACAAUGCAUUGAUCUACAAGAGGGCAACGAUUGGUUGUGUCACUUUCACAUCUAGUAUUUAUGAAAACCAGAAACUUAGAAAUAACAGAACAGUCAGAUGUACUACUGAAAACGGUAUUUGCUAUGCAUCCAUUGAGUGCUUUGUGAAGAACAGCAUGGAAGUGUAUGCUGUCCUCAACGAGUUUUUUAUCGAUGAUUCUGAGACAAUAGUACACGAGAGCAUGAACUACUCACUUUCCCAAUUCAUCCCUGUGUAUUCCGCCGACAAUCAGCUUGUCAUUGUCCCCCUUCCCCAAACAGAACUCCACAAGUGUAUUUUUGUUCUCGAUUACAUUGUUUCAACACCGAAUCUGUUUGAGAUGAAUUUGUAAAGCCCAGUAGACUGCUCCUUUCCUAAUUGUUACUGUACAUGCCCCCUGGACAUUGAGCUGCAGCACAUGAUCAGAACCUUUGCUAUGUUGUCCUGAGCUGCCCGCAAUAUAACAGAGGCUUAUUGCGGAAAAGGCGCCGUGUAACCAAACUUUUGGUUGCACAUCUAGAGGUCCCCAGGUGGUUGAAUUAAUCCUCAGUCCCCCCUUGGGUGUGCCAGAUACCCUUCGUAUGUUUGGCACGUAAACGCCCAAAUUUACUAUUACCUUGGUUUCUCCAAAAACUCUUGUGUGGUUCCACUUGAUCUUAAACACUUUUCAAAAAUGUAUUGCACAAAUGAACUUGGUACGCAUGGUGUGCCUUGAUGGUGGACUUAGAUGGUCUUACACAUCACUUUGGCUCCCAGCUUAAAGCAAAACGAAACAACAAAAUGUCAUAUGUGUGGUCAUAAGUUUUACAUAUAUUUGUACUGUGCAUAUCUUUUCAGCUCUUACAAAAUGUGGGGGUGGGCACUUAAUGUGAAAUGGGCGGAUGCUCGGUAUUUUACGGUAUUUACCAAACUACCUCCCUUCCCCGCUGAUUGAGGAAAAAGUUUUGUGAAUUCUGCUUUAAAAAAAUGGUGAACCGAAAUUUG
Ixodes scapularis (black-legged tick) is the source of this 1784-nucleotide messenger RNA. RefSeq lists its product as uncharacterized. The record is from RefSeq and is a predicted model, not a curated record. The transcript has a single exon. Lineage: Eukaryota; Metazoa; Arthropoda; Arachnida; Ixodida; Ixodidae. Bases 34 to 1152 code for a protein of 372 amino acids.